This is a messenger RNA of Lacerta agilis (Sand lizard), 3338 nucleotides long. RefSeq names its product RNA-binding protein 12B-like. Gene Ontology annotation, molecular function: RNA binding. The transcript has 3 exons. Gene Ontology annotation, cellular component: ribonucleoprotein complex; nucleoplasm. NCBI's taxonomy places the organism in Eukaryota, Metazoa, Chordata, Lepidosauria, Squamata, Lacertidae. The coding region runs from base 410 to 2734 and encodes 774 amino acids. Gene Ontology annotation, biological process: regulation of RNA splicing. The record is from RefSeq and is a predicted model, not a curated record.
UCGCGUUUCUCCUGAGGGAGACGGGGAGGAAGGCGGCUGCCAUUUUGUCCCUUGCAGUUGGGCCUUUUCCUCUGUGAGGCAGAGCGAGGGGAGAGUAGCGCUGUUGCUGCUGGAGGCGAGCGAGUACCGCGCGUUUCAGAUGGUGUAGCUGGGCGGGCCGCGACGAGGCGCGCUUUCGGACGUGGCGAGGCCGUACGGAAGAGGCCGCGCCGUUGGGUCUGGCGAGUUUUCCCGCCGCAGCAAAAGCAAAGCGGUUGCGCUGUUUCCUUCCUUCCGUUGAGGGAAGUCGCGGAGCCUGGGCGCUCUCCGGGCCCAUUCGCGCCACACGGGCUUGUUAAAUUGAUUUCACAGACUUUAUCAGGUCUUCUAAAGGGAAAAAAGGUGAUUAUUGUUGUGGGCUGAGUGCAGAAUGGCGGUAGUCAUCCGUUUACAGGGGCUUCCUGUUGUUGCGGGUUCUGCAGAUAUUCGCCGCUUCUUCUCAGGAUUGAGUAUUCCUGAUGGAGGUGUACAUAUCAUUGGAGGAGAAAAGGGGGAAGCUUUCGUUAUAUUUGCAACAGAUGAAGAUGCACGACAAGCAAUGAGCUAUUCUGGAGGAUUUAUCAAGGAUUCACGUAUAGAGUUCUUUCUUAGCAGCAAGACAGAAAUGCAGACUAUAAUAGAAAUUAGUAGGAAAAGACGGGCAGGUUCCAUUAACUCAGGCGCAUCUGGAAUUGGCAAUUUUUCAAAUUUAGUUGCUGCCAUUAAUAAAGGAAUUAAUAAAUCUAGCUGUAGUUCUAUGGAUCCGUUGGAGAAUGAGUUCCGUUCAAAUGGAUCUCGAAACAGUGAUACAGAUAUUUUGGAACCAAACUAUAAUCAGCCCAAGAAAGAGGCAUUUCCAAGUGUGUACCUAUAUAUACGUAGUAUGCCUUACUCUGCAACAGAUGAUGAUGUACGCAAUUUCUUCUCUGGAUUACAAGUGGAGGGAAUAGCUAUGAGAAAAGUUAAUGGUAAAAAUACUGGAGAAGCUGUGGUAAAAUUUGCAACAUUAAGCCAUGCCACAGAAGGGCUUCAACGUGAUAGAGAGUAUAUGGGUUCAAGAUUUGUUAUCGUACGAAACUCUAAUAGAGGAACAUGGAUUAAGUUUGGUGGAGAGACUGGCGGUCCUUUCAAUACCAAACAUUUCACUCAUCAUUUGAAUAAGGAAACAUUUUCUUCAAGCAGAGAGCAUUCGCAAAGAGAGCCAGACUAUUUGUCCUCAAGAAAACGCACCUGUUCAAGGUCUCCCGGGAGGGUUAUGGCACGCACUCGUUCAAGGUCUCCUGCAGGGAGGAUUACAUCACGUGCCCAUUCAAGGUCUCCUGCGGCGAGAGGUUUGUCACAUGCCCAUUCAAGGUCUCCUGUGGCGAGGGGUUUGUCACGUGCCCAUUCAAGGUCUCCAGGGAGGGUUAAGGCACGCCCUCGGUCAAGGUCUCCACAGAGGGUAAGGACACACACCCAGUCAAGGUCACCACGGAGGGCAAGGACCCGGACCCGGUCAAGGUCACCACGGAGGGUUAUGGCACGCACCCGGUCAAGGUCUCCACAACAGAGGUAUAUGAUACGCACCCGUUCAAGGUCUCCACCGCAGAGGUUUACGACACACUCUCGUUUUGAAAGCACAAAAUAUUCUAUACUCAUUAAAAAUCUCCUACCUACUGUUGAGAAGAAAGAUUUGCUAAAGUUCUUUGGGCAUCCAGGUAUGAUUGCCAGUCCUAUUAUAUUUUUAAAGCCAGAAGGCGAAGCAAAGACGAAAAAGGCAAUUAUGCUGUGUCGAUCAUUGGCGGUGUAUGAGUUUAUAUUGAGCUUUCACAAGGACAAACUGCUAGGCCAGCCGGUUUCCAUCUAUCCCAUUUCAAAAGAAAAGCUGUUGUCCUUAACUGGAUCUUCUGAAACAAAAACAUCACCAGAAAGACAGCACCAUGCAAAGGAAAGAAGUGAUAGAGAUGAAUAUUCUGGCUUAAAGACCUGUGUAUAUGUGAGAAACUUUCCAUUUGAUGUGACAAAUGUUGAAGUACAGAAGUUCUUUGCAGGAUUUAGUAUUGAUAACCGUGACAUUUAUUUGCUUUAUGAUGACAAAGGAAUUGGACUUGGGGAAGCAUUGGUCAACUUCAGAACUGAAGAACAAGCCCGCAAAGCUGAAAGCUUAAAUCGCCGGCGGUUUUUGGGAACAGAGGUACUCCUAAGAUGUAUUUCUGAGCAACAAAUGCAAGAGUUUGGUAUUAAUAUUUCAUCAACAUCAAAUGAAAAGAUACAGGAUAAUCUCCGUGGAUAUGAAAGAGGUGAACAUUUUUACCCCAGCAGUUCACAAGGAUCCUCUUUGCAUGGGAACGUAAAACACCUGUCUCAUUAUAGACACCCGUCUGAUGAUUUUAUCCGCUCAUCUGAUCUUUUUAGAGGGCCUCCUGGUGACAGCAUUCCUGGUAGUUUUCAAGAAGGGCACUUUAGGCCUGACUAUACUUCUAGAGGUGGCUCAGACCGUGUCACAAUGAUUAAAUUAAAGAACAUACCGUUUCAAGCUUCUGCUAAUGAAAUUCUGGAUUUCUUCCAUGGUUAUAAAAUCAUACCAGAAUCUCUUUCUAUUCUGCGCAAUGAAUAUGGAAUGUCUUCUGGUGAAGCUAUUCUUGCCAUGAUGAAUUAUAAUGAGGCAGUGGCUGCUAUUAAUGAAUUAAAUGACAGGCCAAUUGGCAACCGCAAAGUUAGUUUAACUUUUGGGUAGAUGCGAAAAUGCCUAGGAGGCAAAGUGAAUAUGUUUGCAGUAUUAAUAUAAUAAAAGUAGAUUUGUGUUUUUGUUAUUUGGAAAGUGAUGAAAAAACAUCCAUCUAUUUGUAAAUAGUUAACUGCUUUAAAAUGAAAGCUGUUUGAUGCAGUGCAAUUGCAUCUGUUAGAAGGCAUAGGUUGUUAGUUACUCCUGAAUAUAAAUAGUAAGUUGAACACAAGUUUUGGAUUCUUGUCUGUAGCAUUCAAUGGCAUAUUGAAUGUUUCUUGUUAAUUUCAGCUUAGCGUUUCUUUUAAAAUAAAUGUACCUAAAUGAAAUAUGUGUAUGGUUAAUUUGUAUAUUGCUUUUUUACACCCAUUAGCGUAUGACAGCCCUAAUAAGAACCAGUAUUGCAGUUUGGCAGUGUCUUCCUCUAUAAAUUGUACAAAUUACAGGCUAUACAGGAAAUACAUUGGUACUACUAGAAGAUAGUUGAAACUCUUGAAGUUCUAAGGCUGUUGGUUAAACAACCCAAGAUGCAUAUUUUCAUGUCCACUUGGCUUCCCAAAUUUUUGAAUAAUGGUAAUUGGGUGUCCUCAUACUACUGAUUUACAGAGGUUUUUUU